AGCACACCAGCCAAUUUAAAUAUAUUUAAUUAUAUAUUUAAAUUAAAGGUGGAUUAAAAAAAAGACACUAGUUGUGCUUUUUUAAAUUCCGUGUGUGAUGGUUGAUUUUUAUCAACCUAUUUUCCAAAUGAUUGUUCAUUUCAAUAUGAACGUUGGCAGUAUUCCCAAUUUGUAUCUCAGCUGAUAAACUCGAUAGAUUUAUUAUUAUUAUCACAUAAUACAAUAAAGUAUUUAUCAACUUUUUUUUUUAACUUAUUUAUAUUUUUCGUUGAAAUAUUAAUUAUUUAAGACGUUAUCAUGGCGGAUAACGUAUUAGAAGAGUGUAGCAGUGAGCAAUUGGAAAAAGUCCUACAAUUUCAGGAAUUGACAACCAUUGAAGAUUUAUCUAUUUGCCGGGAUGUAUUACAGAGGCACAACUGGAAUUUGGAAGUUGCUGUUCAGGAACAACUUAAUUUAUACGAAGGAAGACCUUCAAUGUUUGCACAAGAUUCACGUGUAAGACCACCAACAGUUGUCGAUGAUACUAGUUCAAGAAUUUAUUUUAGUCCACCUGGCAGCUCAGGAAGCGGUGGUGGAUUUUUAUCUUUUGUAUUUUCCAUGUGCUACAAUUUAGUGACUAGUAUAUUACAAAUAGUGUUCGCUAUUUUCCGAACUAAUGUCCGACCUGUUGCUUCAGAUCCAAUAGAAGAUGUAAUGAAUUUUAUCAGAUCUUAUGAAGAAAAAUACGGUACAAAUCAUCCUGUAUUUUACCAAGGCUCUUACAGCCAAGCAUUAUCAGACGCUAAACAAGAAUUGAGAUUCUUGUUAGUUUAUUUACAUAAAGAUGAUGCUCAAAAUGUUGAGCAAUGGUGCAGAAACACUUUGGGAAAUGCUGAAUUGAUUAGAUUCAUCAAUACUAAUACAUUAUUCUGGGCUUGUAAUGUACAAUCUGGUGAGGGUUACAAAGUUUCUGAAGCCUUAAAAGCCGGUACUUAUCCCUUUUUAGCGCUUAUUGUCCUCAAAGACAAUCGUAUGACUAUUGUUGGACGAAUGGAAGGAAUACCAUUCCCAUCAGACAUAAUGUCCCAGGUUCAAGCACUAAUGGAUCACAACGAAAUAAAUUUAAUUCAAGCUCGCCAGGAUCGAGCUGAACGUAGUGCUAACCAAUCAUUGCGUGAACAACAAGAUCAAGCUUACGAGGAGUCAUUGCGCGCUGAUCAAGAAAAGGAUCGUCGGCGCGAGGAAGAACGUAGAGCACGUGAAGAACAAGAGGCUCGCAAACUUGCUGAAUUAAAUGCUCAAGAAAUGGAAAUCGAACGUAUUCGUGUUGCUAAGGAACUUACUGUACAAAAGGUACCGGCUGAACCGGAACCUAAUCAUCCUAAUAUCUGUCAUUUACAAAUUAAAUUAGGUGAAAGGACGUUGAAGCGAAGAUUUCUUAUGUCGAAUACUUUAGAGGACGUAUACAACUGGAUAUUUAGUCAACCCGAUUCACCAGCAAAUUUUGAAAUAACAACAAGCUACCCCAAGAGAGUAAUUUAUCCAUCUAUAGAGUUACUAAGUCUCCACAAAGCCGGAUUAACUCAACGUGAAGUUUUACACAUUAGUAACUUAGACGACUAACCUUUUAUUAAAAAAUAAUUCACAUAAUAUAAAUAAACAUU
Messenger RNA from Cotesia glomerata, 1643 nucleotides. It is a transcript of the gene Faf2, whose product is annotated as FAS-associated factor 2. Gene Ontology annotation, molecular function: ubiquitin binding. The coding region runs from base 298 to 1602 and encodes 434 amino acids. The record is from RefSeq and is a predicted model, not a curated record. Gene Ontology annotation, cellular component: endoplasmic reticulum. Lineage: Eukaryota; Metazoa; Arthropoda; Insecta; Hymenoptera; Braconidae. The transcript has 7 exons.